UGAGUGUUUCCGAAUAGGAAUCUACACUUUAUCUAUUUCAAAUUAUUUUAACCAUUGCUUGUGCAGAUCACAAAAGUUUUCUUUGCACAAUGCUAAAAACUUUUUUGAUAUUCGGAUUAUUCGUAAAUUAUCUUAAUGGAUUUCCAUCCGAUGGAAACCGCGUUCUUGUUAAAAGACAAACAGGCGACAACUUUGACCCCGACAGUUUUUUAAGUAAAUUUGGUUAUCUUGAUGAUUUAUCAGCUGGUCAACACCAUGCUGAAGAAACAAGAUCAGAGGGAAUCAGAGAAUUUCAACGUUUCAAUGGCUUACAACCAACAGGAAUUUUAGAUAGGGAAACCUUUCAGAAAAUGCAGCAACCUCGAUGUGGGUUACCUGACGUCAUACAGCCCCACCAAAGACAACCCCAUAGUCAUAAUGGCGACAGGCAACAUGACCCCACCCAGCCACUUCAGUAUUAUGCCCCAGGUUAUAAAUGGAAAAAGAACGAUAUAACCUAUAAAAUAAUUGGAUAUACCCGUCAACUAGGUGGUACUACACAAAAGAGAGCUUUCAGAAAUGCCUUUCAGAAAUGGGCAGAUGAAACACCUCUAAAUUUCCGGGAAGUUACACGUGGAGAAGCUGAUAUUGAUAUAAAUUUUGGGCGCUAUAGUCAUGGUGAUGGUAAUGAAAACUCAUUUGAUGGACGAGGUGGUACGUUAGCACAUGCGUUCUUUCCUGGAAACCAGGCUCUCAGUGGUGAUACACACUUUGAUGAGGACGAAGAAUGGACAGCUAAUCGAGAUGCUGGAUCAAACCUAGAAAUUGUUGCUGCACAUGAAUUCGGCCAUGCUCUUGGCCUUGGUCACUCUAGUUCACCAACGGCUUUAAUGGCGCCUUACUACCAGGGUUAUGAUCCCAAUUAUAAACUAGAAUUUGACGAUAAGCGAGGAAUACAGACCUUAUAUGGUGCAUCCCGUCGUCAACCGGCGAGAACUACAGCACGCCCAAGACCAACACGGCGACCUAUUACUCGAAGGCCAUCUCGUCCAACUGGUCGACAUUGUAAUCUAAGAUUCGAUGAUAUAGUCGUUGCUCAUGAUCGCAAUACAUAUGCGUUUAAAGGUUCAAAAAUAUAUCAACUCAAUGGCAAUGGUGUUGCACCGGGAUUCCCCAAACUUACCAGACGUGUAUUCCCAAGAGCUCCGAAAAGCCCUGGUGCGGUCGUUUAUGACAGAAUAAACAGAAAACUAUACAUGUUCAAAGGGAGUAGACUAUGGCGAUUUACUGGAUUCAGAAUGGAUAGAGGUUAUCCAAAAAGAUUACCCAGGGCUUUUAAUGGUGUUAAAGCGGCCUUUCAGUAUAGUGAUAAUAUAAUAUAUCUGUUUAAGAGAAAUAGUUAUACAGCUUGGUCUGAAACCAUGACAAGUACACCGACCGGCUAUGAAAGAACGAUAACAGAGUUCUGGCGCGGAUUAAGACCUGGGAUUGCUGCCGCUUUCCGUGACAAUUACGGAACAACCUAUUUCUUUAAGGGUAGAAUUUACUGGCGAUACGACGACGAUUUUGGAUAUGCUGAACCAGGCUACCCUAAAAAUACAGCAAAAGCAUGGCUUGGCUGCAGUCCUAGAAUACCAAAAUAAAGUUUUAAAUUUUUACGUUCAUUCGUUUUUAUUCGGGAUAGUUAUUUACGGGUUUAAGUUAUAAAUAAUCAUACCGAUAAUUACUAUUUUUGUCAACAUUUAAUUUUGACGUAUAUAUACACCGAUUACUACUGUAAUAUAUAUAUAUAUUUUAUGUAGAUACGCUAUGAGGGUUAUUUACUAUGUAAGUAAUACAAGUAUAAUGACAUUAAACUACCAUAUACAGAUAUCGUAACAGGAAUUAAUAAUUUGAAAAUUCUAGUGAAUAUUCAUUGUAAUCCAUUGGUGGGGUUGGGUCGGUAGGAUACUGGCCUAUCGGCCAUAGUUUUCCGGGAUGGAAUCUAAAUUUGUCCAGCCCGGUUCUCGUUCAAUAUGGGGUGGCGCCUGCAAAGCUUACAAGUUGCAAUUCUAUACAUAAAGUAGGCCUAGGCGUAACCAUUUUCUUUCAAAAUGAAAGUAGUGUUGAUGCGAACUGAAAUAGGGUAAAAAUGGAGACCGGCAUACACCAUGCUGUUUGCUAUCGGGAUACUUUUGCCUAUAUUUAGGGUUUUCGCGCACCCUUCGUCAAUUUCCAAGGGUUCCUUUACGUGCACAAAACGGAACCUCAUUUAUAACGACCAGAACGCCUACACGCCGUUCCUUGCCGGCCAGCACAGUGAUAGAACCUUGGAUCUCGUGGUUGGUGAGUCAGUGUGGUACUCACGGUAUGUUCUAACAAUGGGCUAACAAAUCACACACGAUCGAUCAUAACCAGUAAUCAAAUAACUUAUUCCUUACAUUAUAUAAUACAUUUCAAUUCAUAUUAAUUGUUGAAUAAAAUAAAAUCUUUUCAA
Molecule: messenger RNA, 2455 nt
Organism: Patella vulgata (common limpet)
Lineage: Eukaryota; Metazoa; Mollusca; Gastropoda; Patellidae
Product: matrix metalloproteinase-24
Exons: 11
Coding region: 90-1622 (510 amino acids)
Biological process (GO): collagen catabolic process; extracellular matrix organization; proteolysis
Cellular component (GO): extracellular matrix
Molecular function (GO): metalloendopeptidase activity; zinc ion binding
Source: RefSeq, a predicted model, not a curated record